AUGGCGCAUUCGAUAUUCAUCACACAUAUCAUCUUGUCAGCAAUCUUAAGUGACUUUCCAUACCUACUCUUGUUGGGCAUAAUUUUUUCUGUACUCUCGAAUGUGUCCUCUGUCUCGGUGAAUAGGACUAUCGAUGAUAGGCUUGGUGACCCCAUAACUGGUCUUAUGCCUAUAUAUAAUGGCAGCUGGAAUUUUGGCCCAGAGUGUCCUGUCUGUAUCGUGCUGCCAAACAUCAACAAGACGUUCGACCGGACAUGGCAUGACUGCACCGUUUAUCCUACUGACACAGCCCCUCACACUGUAUCGCUUACAUUCAACGGUACUGCUAUCUGGGUCUACUGCGUGAUCCCUAACUAUGUGGAGUAUGCAAUUACUCUGACGAACGUCAGUAUAAAUCUGGAUGGGGAGAACGUCGGUAUAUACACUCACAUCCCGGAAGAGGAUACAAGUGAGAUGAUAUAUAACGUUUCCGUGUAUACCAAUACGAACUUGGAGAACACGCUGCACACAAUCGUUCUUGAACCACUUCGCCAAACUAAUUCGUCUGUUUUUCUCUUUGACUGGGCACAGUAUACAUUCGAGUCGGACGAAUUGCCGUCGUCACAAUCUUCCAUCCCCCCCUCUACGGUUGUUACUACCUCCCCGGCUACUCCUGCACAUACUGCACGCUUAUCCUCCAAUGCCCCGGGGGUCAACAUAGCAGGCCUUGCUGCAGGUGUCACUGUCGGAGCGGUCGUUCUCCUUUUAUCGAUCGCCACAUUCCUUUACUGGCGCCGCAGAAGCGACAGGAACAAAGCUACACAGAUCAGUGUGGGUGAGUCUGUAACCCCGCUGCAAUACAAGGCACGCGCAGCUCCCAUGCGAAGCAAGGCCACACGUUCACAUCCUCGAAUGCAAGAUCCCUCGUUCACCGACUUGCACGGGAGGCUACUCUCCGAGUCGCCACACACAUCCGCCAUUUUUCGUAGCGCAGGCUCGUCCGGAGCACCCAGGGUGACGAAUCCACUAGUUGCUAAUGAAUACAGUUCUAACGAGGCGAUGUUGGAAAGGCGGGUCGAGGAUAUACAAUCAGAGCUCGACAGGCUGAGAGCAAUUGUGUCACUAGUAGCCCCAUCGGCGCCCCCUUCUUAUCGAGAUGAGUGA
Fibroporia radiculosa is the source of this 1143-nucleotide messenger RNA. RefSeq lists its product as uncharacterized. The transcript is spliced from 3 exons. The record is from RefSeq and is a predicted model, not a curated record. Lineage: Eukaryota; Fungi; Basidiomycota; Agaricomycetes; Polyporales; Fibroporiaceae. The coding region runs from base 1 to 1143 and encodes 380 amino acids.